This is a messenger RNA of Chara braunii, 1298 nucleotides long. The record is from the annotation of a GenBank genome assembly. NCBI's taxonomy places the organism in Eukaryota, Viridiplantae, Streptophyta, Charophyceae, Charales, Characeae.
ACAGACUUUUUCCGAAUUUUAAAGUUUUGUUUUUCUUCUUUUUGAUUAGGAAACUGUUCAAAUUGGGAUCUGUCCGAUCCUUCCCACUUGUCUGCUUCCUACCUAUUCCUCCCCCUCCAGUCCGGGUACUGGGCCAGUCCAUCAGAUUGGCCCUCGAGUGACUCUUCAGACUUCGGGCACAGCAGUGCAUGACACUGCUCGCUCGAUCACAGACCAAGGCCAUGGACCGGAAGGCGGGAGAAUCCCUCCUGGCCUAUGAGGAACGCCUGGCGGCAUUCAUUCAGGAGGCCAAUGAUAGGGCCGCCGCCGCGGCCAAGGAACGUAAUCGGCUCGAACAAGAGGAGGAGGCCAAGCAACAGAAGGAGGAACAGGACCGACUUCGUCAAGAAGAGGCAGACCUGCAGGCGGCAGCCGAACACCGGUCACGCCAGCGGGAACGACUGUUCACGCGGGAGACCGUGAUCGGCGAUGAGGCUGCACAAUGGGUGGAAGUGACAUCUGCAGACGGGGCCCCGAAGACUGAGAAAGGGUUGUCAGCCCUUGCGCAGGUCUCCCACGACCUCGUGGCCACCUGCGCUCUGCAAAUCCUUCACCUGCAGCAGACCGUGGACCAGAUGCUCGCACGGCUGCAAGCGUUGGAGAAACAGCCAGCUGCUGUAGCAGCCGCAGGGCCUUCCACCCUUGCCACCCGUGUGCAAGUUUUGGAGGAUGACGUCAGCAACAUCAAACGUGUGCAUCGGGACUUCCGGACGUCGAGACGCAGGCUCGACAUGCACCAUGUCCCGAACAACGAUCGACAUCCGUGCUUGUACCACCGAUCUGGUGGUGCAUGUCAAGCAUGGUUGGACAACAUCUUGACCAGCCACGGCGUAGCAGUGUCGGAACUGCACACCAAGCUCACUUGGCAAGAGUUGACUGAUGCCUGGCACAAGCGAUUCCAAGUGGAGCCGCCCGACCUGCAAGCGAUGGACAAGCUCAACAAGCUCCAUCAGAACACGCUGCUCAGUCAGGACUGGAUUAUCGAGUUCCAAAGACUUGCCUCCACACCUGACCUGCCGCUUGCUUUCCGCGCCAUUAAGCACUUGUUUAUCAUGCGCUCGUGUCCAGCUUUGCAAAACGCGCUGACGCAAAUUGCAGAGACACUCGACACAUCCGACAAGCUUUUCAGUACCGCGGCACGGAUCAUUCUCACGAAUAUCGAAGCCCGCAACGCCGGCCGAUCUUCCGCGACGACGAGCGGCACCUAGCCCAAGCCAAAGGUGGCUUGCAUUACUUCUACCGAGGCUGCAACACCAAAC